Messenger RNA from Aphanomyces invadans, 792 nucleotides. RefSeq lists its product as hypothetical. NCBI's taxonomy places the organism in Eukaryota, Oomycota, Saprolegniomycetes, Saprolegniales, Verrucalvaceae. The transcript is spliced from 4 exons. The record is from RefSeq and is a predicted model, not a curated record. The coding region runs from base 1 to 792 and encodes 263 amino acids.
AUGCGCAUCCUUAACCACUUGCACGAGCCUGCCGUGUUGAAGAAGCUGCAACUCCGCCACGGACAAUUCAGCCAUCGACCAGCGCGCCGUUGUCUUGCGGACCCAGGUACGAUCUUGUUUCAGACCCGCGUUCGCGGGUGGGUGGCCGGCCGCAAGUUCCGUGUCGCGUUGGCCAAGGAACGCCAGCGCGUCCCCGAGACCAAGACCCAAGCAAAUGCGAAAGCACCAGCGGAAGCGGCUGCAAGGUCAGAAGACAAGAAAAGAGCACUCUGGCGUCUGCGGCCGCCCGUGUCGCCGAAGCCGCCGUUGUGGAGACCUAAAAGGCCGCCAUGGCGGCACUCACGCACAAUCGAGUCAUCCAAGCCGAGAACGAGGCGCUGCGGCCAACAUGGCGGCGUAUAUCGCCGAACACGCGGCGCCGAACUGCUGCGCGAAACCGAACGGCUCAAGUACCAAGUCCUUACGUUGCAGAGCAAGCUGGUGUGGGCGCAGGAAGUGUCGUUGGUGUCGGCCAAGGUUGUCGACAGUCGGUUGACAUUCCGCGAAGGCCGGCAGCUUAACGGGUUCCGCCGCAAGGACAUCCCGGACUUGCCCAACAAGCAACUGUUUGGGUCGGACAGAUCGAUCCAAGUACGUAUCGACAAGCUGAACCAGUUCCUUGAAGCGGCGACCAACACGGACUGCUUGCCGUGGGGCGUCCGCGUCGACCAGGACAAGUAUGUGUACAAGUGCCGCACGCGGAGCUCGUCUUGCGCUGAACGAGACUCCAUGUCGGUGCGUACUGUAGAAUAG